Molecule: messenger RNA, 624 nt
Organism: Colletotrichum abscissum
Lineage: Eukaryota; Fungi; Ascomycota; Sordariomycetes; Glomerellales; Glomerellaceae
Exons: 3
Coding region: 1-624 (207 amino acids)
Source: RefSeq, a predicted model, not a curated record
AUGACGGAAUACAAGCUCAACAUCAAAAUUGACCAGAACAUGGUUAAGAAGUUCAAAGCCGGCGGUCUUAGAUUAUGCCUUGGCUUCGGCUUCGACACGACUGCGCGGCCUGGGUCUACCAAGUUCAACGUCAUCGGGUACUCUUCAGUCUGCGCUCGAAACUUGACUGUGUCGUGGGUAGACGAUUACUCCAUUGCAGGAACAAUGAGCGCCUUCUCAAGCGGAGUCAAAUUCGACGUCGCAACAACCCAACAGCCCAUCACGUUUGGCGAAUCAUGGACCCUCCCACCAGACUGGACCGACGGCGUCACCACCAUGGACGAAACCGCCCCCGCCAACGGCUUCCUCUUCAAGAACCUCGCCUCUUCCGCAUCGGCAGUCAUCUACAAGACCGUGAACGGAGUCGAGGCCCCCGUCCACGUCAGCCAGUUCGGCCCGCUCCCGCCCGGCUCCGAGACGCUGACGCCCAAGCCGCUGGCGGCCGUGUGGUUUCAGCCGUCGGCGGAAACAGGCGCCAUGGUAGACAAGAUACACGAUUCUUCGCUCAAGGUUCUUGAUUUUGAGGAUGUCACGUCGCAUGAGAUUGAGUAUGGCCCUUCUGGGUCGUGGACUGUUGUUGAUUAA